GCUAACAACAAAUGGCUUUCAAGCUAAUAUGAGUUUGUGAAAGGACUUUUAAAAGUGAUUUUACCCAGCCUUAACAAUGGAAACGACUGAUGGCCCCUGUCAAGUGGAAAACACAGAUAUAUUCCUGCCGUUGUCAUCACUAAGGCUGCUUAUACCUCCCCUGCGGCUGCUCUCUGCAGCGAUGUGGCAGGUGGCUCAGCGGAGAGAGGUUCUCGACUAUGUAAAGCUUGGUGAGUUUGUGACGCUGGUGACGGCUAUAGUGCCAGAUCUGCUCAAUCCACAGCAACGAGGCAAGCUGCUUCUGCGGCUGAGAGCAAGAGACACCUUUCUCUUUUUUCGAAAUAUAUCUCUUCAGGUUAUUCUUGAGUUGUGCAGAAAUGAGGAAACAGCCAACAUUUUGUGCGUACAGCCUCACCUAGAACAAAUCCGCCCAGCAGGAUACACAGGAAGUGGAGAUGCCGAGGUGGAUGCAGAGGAGGCCAUUUUUGUGGAGCUUAUCCAAACACUACUGAAGGACCCAGCAGAGAGGGAACAUUUUUACCAGGAGAUUUUUCCUACAGAGUAUGGUCCCAGCUACGACACAGACAUGCAGCUCCUCGUGUGGGAGUUUCUGUCUAAACUGGAGAAACUCCUGCCAGUGCCAGACCUCAGUCAGACUGUGUCGUGGCUGACGUCUGCUCCCUCCGUGCUAAAGGACUGCUGGCAAACGCUGUCCAAUCCUGACGACUUGAGGUCUCUGCUGCAGCACCACAAAUGCCUCGAGCACCUCGGAACACAAGGUACCACUGUGGAGAUGUCCACCCAGGUCUUUGCCUGCUCAGAGUGUCCCUUCUUCCACAUGCAGGAGUCCUACCUGUUGCAGCACAUUGAGCACAGUCACCCUGAGCAGUACAGCAAACUCCAGAUCUCUGCAGAGGCAGCUGACGUCUCCAGGAAGAAAAUCCAGCGUCCUGAGUUUCCAACGCCUUUCCCCAUCCACGACAGGCCCGAUCCUCACACGUGCCAGGAGUGUGGCAAAACUUUCACGCGAGCCUCGGACGUGACUCGUCACCAGCGGACGCACACGGGCGAGCGCCCGUAUACCUGCGAGGUAUGUAAAAAGGGCUUCAAGAACUCUUGGGAUCUGACCCGACAUGAGCGCAUUCACACCGGAGAGCGACCAUUCCUCUGCUCCCAGUGUGGCAAACGGUUCACACAGAUGGGGUUGCUCAAGUUGCAUUUAGAGCGAACCGCCUGCAGCCAGACCUGCAACCCUCCCGUCGAGUUCAUGACGGAGGUCGUGGUAGCAGAGGAGACACCGGAGAAAGGGGGUGGUCAGUACAAAUGCCAGAAAUGUGGCGAGAGCUUCAGCAGCAUCCUGGAGCGGAUGAGGCACAGACAGAGACACAUGGUCAGGCAUCAGUUCAAAUGCUCCAUGUGUGAGAAGAUAUACAGCCGCGCAUCCGACCUCAAGAGACACCAGAUGAAGCACACUGGUGAGCGGCCAUUCGCCUGCGAGUGUGGGAAAAGCUUCACGCACGUGUGGCUUCUGAACAAGCACCAGCAGAUCCACACCAGGGAUCGUCUGCACCCCUGCACGGAGUGUGGAAAGAGCUUCACGCAGCUCCAGAUCCUGAACCGCCACCUGCUGACUCACAACGGCCAGCGGCCUUUCCAGUGCUCCAGCUGCGAGAAGAGCUUCACCCAGCUGGCCAGCCUCACGCGCCACGAAAGAAUCCACACGGGCGAGAGGCCGUACCCCUGCACCACCUGCGAGAAGACGUUCCUCACGCAGGGAGAGCUGGCGAGGCACCAGCGUAGCCACAGCAACCUCAGGCCGUACAUGUGUCCGCAGUGCCCAAAGAGCUUUAAGACAAAGCGGGCUCAGAGCGAACACCUCAACGCACACACGGGAGAGCGUCCAUUUGCAUGCCCCAAUUGCGGGAAGAGGUUCUCCAAGUCGACCUCGCUCGUCCGACAUAAACUGACUCACACAGGGGAGCGGCCCCACCAGUGCUCCCAGUGCGGGAAAACCUUCCUCACCUCUGGCGAGCUCCUCCUCCACAAACGCAUCCACACAGGAGAGAAGCCUUACUCCUGCUCCCACUGUGAAAGGAGGUUCAGGUGCUCCUCCGACCUCAACAUGCAUGUCCGAACACACACUGGGGAAAAGCCACACAGCUGUCUGUUCUGUAAGAAGAGUUUCUCUACCUCUACGAGGCUGAAGAGACAUGUACGCACACACAUGGAAAAGGGUUUAGUGGUGGAGUCCUUUUAGUCUUUGAGCUGCCAAAAGCUAAUGAUGUAUGUAUUAGAAGAUGCUUAUCUCUGCUGUGUCAUUUAAAAUAGAAACUGUCUUUAUUUAAUACUUUUUUUUUGUCAUGUGGUGACUAUAUGUUGCAUGUGAACCAUCUUUGGAAAAGAAAAGUUUUUGUAAACAAAGGAACUUUUUGGGUGUUCACUGAUAUAUACAGUGGGUACGGAAAGUAUUCAGACCCCUUUAAAUUUUUCACUCUUUGUUUCAUUGCAGCCAUUUGCUAAAAUCGAAAAAGUUCAUUUUUUUUCGCAUUAAUGUACACUCAGCAACCCAUCUUGACAGAAAAAAAACAGAAAUGUAGAAAUUUUUGCAAAUUUAUUAAAAAAGAAAAACUGAAAUAUCACAUGGU
Molecule: messenger RNA, 2645 nt
Organism: Anoplopoma fimbria (sablefish)
Lineage: Eukaryota; Metazoa; Chordata; Actinopteri; Perciformes; Anoplopomatidae
Product: zinc finger protein ZFP2-like
Exons: 7
Coding region: 77-2257 (726 amino acids)
Biological process (GO): regulation of transcription by RNA polymerase II
Molecular function (GO): DNA-binding transcription factor activity, RNA polymerase II-specific; RNA polymerase II cis-regulatory region sequence-specific DNA binding
Source: RefSeq, a predicted model, not a curated record